Molecule: messenger RNA, 2877 nt
Organism: Oncorhynchus gorbuscha (pink salmon)
Lineage: Eukaryota; Metazoa; Chordata; Actinopteri; Salmoniformes; Salmonidae
Product: transmembrane protein 42-like
Exons: 3
Coding region: 179-637 (152 amino acids)
Source: RefSeq, a predicted model, not a curated record
GUUAUUUUGUCCAACCACGUCGUGCACCUACCCGCUGACAAAGUAUUUUGAUUGGUGUGGCUGCCUCGGGACGGUUGUUGGUAGGAAGUAGCCUACAGAUUCUGCCUGCACUCUCACUCAGCUCAAUACCGCUGUAGAAAUGUGAUGGAUUAGAGAAAUAUGUGCCUCGGUUGUCAAUAUGUUGUUCCCCGGCGUUUUCUAUGCGCUUCUGGCGGGGUUUCUCGGGGCUGUCGCAUCUUCAUCUGCAAAGCUGUCACUUGGAGCCGAUUACCUAAAAGGUGUAUGUGAAACGGGGCUACGAACAUGGGGAGAGCAGCGGAAAUUUAGACAACCUGACGAAACUACCGCUUGUGACUGGCUACACAUCCCACUGAGGCUGAUUUGUGGGGGGCUGCUCUUCGCCUGUAAUGCUGUGAUGUGGACGUUCCUCGCUAAGGCGCUCCGGUACUCUUCCUCCUCCACCCGAACCACUGUGACCACUACCGCUUCCAACUUCGUAUCUUCCGCCUUUUUGGGGCAGCUUAUCUUUGGGGAGACCCAGAUUGCGUUGUGGUGGGUGGGAAUCUCCCUCACGUUCUCUGGCCUCCUGGUGCUUCAGAGGGCGGCCCCCAACGACCGAGCCAGGAAGGACGAAUGACAACCUGUCGCAAAGGCACAACUCAUUAAGUGAUCUAGAAAGAAACCAGCAAUGCAACCUAUAGCCUACUAUCUGUGACAAACUAUGGCAUUUCUCGGGUGAACGGCAGCCAUGGCAACUUUGGAAGGGAAAGCACUGUCAAAACAUACCAUGUAAGGAACAGAGAGUGAUUUAUCGUUUGAAACACUUUGGAAGGGAAAGCACUGUGAAAACAUACCAUGUAAGGAACACAGUGAUUUAUCGUUUGAAACACUUUGGAAGGGAAAGCACUGUCAAAACAUACCAUGUAAGGAACACAGAGUGAUUUAUCGUUUGAAACACUUCGACAUCCUCGGCCAUGUGUGCUUGCCAUCGAUUCUUCACCAUGCUUACCACGCUCCGCUUCAGAUCACAAAAGCUUUCAUUUUGCUCACCUGUCCUAAGAUGACCCGAGCUGUAGACUUCCACACCAACAUUGCGUCAUCGCAUGCUCAAGGUGAUGCGUGAACCCGAAGUGAUAAGUCUCACAAAUGCUGCUUACUGCUAGACAUGCGCAAAAUACAGCAAACGCAUAGAUAUUCUCAUCACUUACUACAGUAUCACGCAUGACGUGUGUCAUGUUUAUAGCCAAAUAUAUUGAGGGCUUGACCCUCACACAUGUUUUGUGGAUUCUGAGGUUUGGCCUUGCCUGCCUUUUUUAUAGCAAAUGUCUAAAAGAAAGUUCCUAACAAGGUCUAAACCCAAGUAAGUCGAACCAAAGUACACAAAUCUUUUGAUCCUGCCUGGUAUCCACUGUAACCACAGCAAGGCUCUGUCAAUGCAAUGUGAAGUCAAACUGCUAAAGUGGCCCGAAAAAAUAGUGACCUUCUCAGCUGCCUGUAAAGUAAUCCGGUUUAGUUCACUCCAAAAUCAAAAUAGGGAAGACAUUUUCAAACCUCAAAAGUGGUCUAAUGUUGAGAUGAGACCAACUCCAAUGAAUGGAAAGUAUAGGCACCGUCUAACUUAAUUUUGAGAGGUUGCCUGUCUUUCCAAUUCAUUUGGAGUUGAGGUACAGAGCUGGAUCUACACAGUAGACCGCCUGGACUUCUUGACAUUAGCCCACGUCUGACCUCAACUUAAAUGUUGGAGUGAACUAUCGCUUAUUUCCUUUGGCAGAAGGGACUUAAUUCUGACUUAAUAGGAUGUCCAAACAACAGUUACUCCAAUAUGUCCUUUUAAUUGAGUGCCACCAGCUUUUGUGUUUCAGCUGUAGACCCGUGUCACAUAUAAUGUCCAUCCUAGUUUUCCAUUGCAAUUAAACCCAGUUUGAUGUUAUCCUCGGGGUAAGGGAACCGUCCCGUAGCACAGUCCCUCCCUCUGCAUCUUCCAAGACUUCCAAAAGGUCAAACGUUGCUGUGGGGUUUUCGAACCAAACUACAGAAAGUGGUGUUCUAUAACUAGCAUGUUUGUACUCCAACAGUGUACUUCCCUGACAUUCCUUAACACUGUGAUGCGCUGUUGUGGAAAUGGGCUUUGUGCGUAAUACCGACAACAAACGUUACUGUAGACAGGAGUUUGACUUUACAACUUUACUAUACGAUCAAACUUUGCUGUUUUUUUUUACACAUCAAAUGCAUGCAACAACUAAUAGUAGCUACCUGUAUUCUGACUGUAUCUAUUAGACGAUGAUGAUGUGUCUGUAUAAAUGUAGAACGCACACUAUGAAAUCGAUUCUCCUUCCAGUUGCAGUACAUUACAGACUGCAGGUUGUGUGUGUAAUGUAAUCUACUUCCCUGGCAAUGUGACGAUCUAUGCUAUUGAAUCAGGACGGGAGAAAUUGGUGCCGAACAUUUCUCCUGUGUUCUCAAGUCAGAUAAACAUUUACCUGUGACGCCACCGUCACCGAAGGCAAGAGGAAUCAAAUGCAUUAGAAUAGUGGUUACAUGAAACUCCUUGUUCGCCAGCCCCUGAAUGGGUCACAUUUGUUUGAACGAGUAUACUGUAGAUAUGGAUAUUAUAAACUGUAGAGAUUAGUUUGGGAGGUGCAUAUGACUGACCUGAUAAACUCUGUGUUCCUGAUUAGUGCAGCACGGGGGCUCUACAGGAGGAAUAAAGAAAGGGAAUGUAUUAUAAAUAAAAAUGUAUUAAGAAUCCUUGAAAUGGUUACUUGGACAAGCCACCUCUCCAUCCUUUGAAUAUGUUGCUCUUAGGAAAUUGUGUAUGAUAAGUGAGGAAGUCUCAGAAAAUGGCUGUUAGCCAAUCGAAUUAGAUUGCACAUACUG